Molecule: messenger RNA, 4993 nt
Organism: Anoplopoma fimbria (sablefish)
Lineage: Eukaryota; Metazoa; Chordata; Actinopteri; Perciformes; Anoplopomatidae
Gene: klf7a
Product: Kruppel-like factor 7a
Exons: 4
Coding region: 249-1154 (301 amino acids)
Biological process (GO): regulation of transcription by RNA polymerase II
Molecular function (GO): RNA polymerase II cis-regulatory region sequence-specific DNA binding; DNA-binding transcription factor activity, RNA polymerase II-specific
Source: RefSeq, a predicted model, not a curated record
UUUGGCAACACGGAUACGCAUGGAGCCUCCAUCACCCCCUGUCCCUUUUUACGCACCGAGUCCGAUAAUGCGCGCAGGUACAGGGGCCCUGAACGCCACAUUUCGACACUUCGCACUGAUCAAUUAAUCUCCUCUUAUGGACUAAUAUGACACAAGUGGAUGCAGAGGUCUGACACAGCCAAGACAGGAGGCAUAUUUCUUGUGCAUCGUUUCUUGUUUUCCCUCCCCUCAUCACCGGAGCGUCAAGCAUGGACGUCUUAGCGAACCACAGUAUCUUUCAGGAACUUCAGCUCGUCCACGACACCGGCUACUUCUCCGCCAUGCCUUCGCUGGAGGAGAACUGGCAGCAGACCUGCCUAGAACUGGAGCGUUAUCUGCAGACGGAGCCCAAGCGUCUAUCAGAGCUCUUCGACCAAGACCUGGAUGGCCUCCUGACUCCGGCUUACCUGAAGGAGGACGCCGAUGAGGAGCUGACAGACGCCCUGCUCCCCAGCCUCCCAAUCCUCCCGGAGCCCCUGAGCCCACCUCCAGUCCUCCUCUGCCCAACGCGGAAGAACUUCCCCUCCACCGGUGCAAUGAAAAGAGACCUCAAACUUAAGGCCCAGGGUCUGGAGAACGUAGAAGCGAUGGAAGGGGUCCACCAGGCCCAGCUGAGCGCCGUCACCUCCCUGACGCCCCCGUCGUCGCCGGAACUGGGUCGGCACCUCGUCAAAUCCAACCAGACACUGACGGCCUCGGCGGACGGGACGCUUACCCUGAAGCUGGUGGCCAGGAAGGUGGGGCUCAGCGCGGCGAGGCUGGUGGCGGCUCACGCUCUCCCCGUGCGGAUGAAGGACGAAGAGGAGGGGGCGGCGUGCGUUAUCGGGGUGGGGGAGCUACCGGAGAACAAGAAGAGGAUCCACCGCUGUCAGUUCAACGGCUGCAGGAAGGUGUACACCAAGAGCUCCCACCUAAAGGCCCAUCAGAGGACGCAUACAGGUGAGAAGCCGUACAAGUGCUCGUGGGAGGGCUGCGAGUGGCGAUUCGCCCGGAGCGACGAGCUGACGAGGCACUACCGCAAACACACCGGCGCCAAGCCUUUUAAGUGCAACCACUGUGACAGGUGUUUCUCGCGGUCGGAUCACUUGGCGCUACACAUGAAGAGGCACAUCUGAGAGAGGUCAGCGGGAGAAGGGGAUGGAGGCGGAGUGGAGGAACGAGAGGGAGCAUCAUCUGCAGGAAAAAAAACAACAACACCAUGGAUGUGAGAGAGAGAGAGAGAGAGAGAGAGCGAGAGAGAGAGAGACACACACACACACAAAGUGGGAUGGACUCAAAAGAACACCAGAUUCUGGACUGGAUGGAGAGGCACCACACGUGGGACGCUGACUACAGACAGAAACCGAGACGGACAGACGGACGCAUGCCUGGCGGCGUCUUGUCAAUCUGCGCUCAACCAGUUGGUCCGUGGUUCUACAGUGACACGGGGCCACCUCAUAAAUGUCUUGCAAGGGACGGUACAGACGCUCCAUCCCACCCUUCGUAUGCGUCUCAGAGGGGGGUGUCACGCGACUGAUGGUGGACCACGUGCCUGUAGUCGGCAGCUGUUUGUCGCAGCCGUCCUCGCGGUCUUAGCAGUCGUCCCUCGUGAAACGCUUCCAAAAUGUCGGCCCUGUUCGUGCAGCAGUGCGCCGCUCACCGGCGGGCUCACCACUGGACCAGUUGUACAGUAAUGCCCCGCGUGCUGCUUGUAUAUUUUCCUCUUCUUAGAAUGAACCUUGAGCUGAGGAGAGCAGUUAUUUUCCACCAGUAGCUGAACGGCGUCAUCUCACAGGGUAAGCGAGCAAGAAAGCAGACUUUCUCUCCCUCAGACCUGCCACAGCCUUUACAAAUCGCCAAAGGGUUAUUCAUUUUUAUCUAUAGGACAGAUAAUAAUUUGUCAAUUUUUCAUCCGACCUUUGUCACAUCUGCCAACUGGAUCCAUUUAUAAAUCCUUCUGGUCCGAUGGCAUCGGAGCACUUGUUUGAACGGAGCGUUAGAUUGGAUUUCUCAAAGACUUGAGGACGGGAGUGUGUUGCACUGAUGUGCUGUGAAGACAGAUUGAGGUCAUCCAGAGGACUGGGUUGCUUUAUGAACAUCAUCCAUUGAGGGUUUUCCACAGGAUGAGGCUCACUAAUCUACUCUGGGAAAGGCAGUUCAUCUCCUAGAAUGUCAUCUGACACCGAGCGUCUCAGGAGAUGCUGGAUGCCUCCUAAGAGCGGUUUUACUCUCCAGCAUCUCGGCUCCUACGAUUUGUUGUCAGGAACUGUUGCACAAUUGACUCUUUGCAAACUUUUUGUAAAAAAAAAAAAAUGCCCCACCGUAUUGGACUGGGAGACAAUUCGGGACUCACCAAACGCUGGCUUGCACGUGCAGUCGGAAGUGCGGACAGCCACAUGCACAAGUCCAAAGCAGCUAGCUGACUGCGAUAGCACACCGAACGCAAACAAGAUCACUAUGUAUGAUAAAGGCUCUAUUGUUUCUAAGAAAAGAUUCUCGUUUUUUGUUCAAAACUUGACAAUUUAAAAGACCAUUUUGAAGAACACAUGGAUGCAGCCAAAAAGACGAGUCUACUGUUGAUGCCUGAAAUGAUCUCGCCUUUGAGAGUGAUUGGCACCCAACUAGCCGCCGGGCUGAGGAGGGGUUUUUUUGUCCUGUUUGCACCACCCAUGCAGAACUCUUCCAAUUUAGCAGCUCUCAGACUUCAUUUCAGAAAAAAAAAAAGCAGCAUUCAGCUCUCCUAAUCGGACCCUAUGCAUAUCCAAGAGCAUCCUGCUGACUUCCUGACCACACAUGUAUGUCUGAAUGCAGAUUGAUGGACACGGAAGGACUUUGUAGGAAAGACACAAAUUCAAUCAAUUGGGUGGCUCUUCUCAGAGCAAAUCAAUGUGAAUGUAUCUGUUGUAAGUCUGUACAUGUUGCUAGGCCCAUGAAAAGAACAUUUGUGUUGAUACGGUAGAUUCUCAUUCUCACAUUAGAAAUAAAUGACUCGACUUGGAAUAACUAGCUAGUCGCGGCUGGGAGCUUCUGGCAUUUUGCUGGUCGCACUGGACCAAGCGGGGAGGUCGCGAGUGCAGGUUUCCAGUGGGUGGCUGAAAUGGGUAAGUGGAGGAACAGUCUGCUCCGUCAGCAAAUGAUAACUGCCCCAUCAGCUCAUGAAACUGCAGCGGAGUCAAGCUUACACAGGAGACACAUACAUGAACUCCCAGAAAACUGGAAUUUACAUUUGUCCUUGGCGAUCUUGCUCUUGCCCCGACAGAACAGAGACACGUCACAUCUAGUUUUUGCUCUGCGUCUCGUCUUUAAUCCACAAAUGGAUUUCGGAUGAUCAUCGACCCAACUCAAGCGCACAUAAAACAAACAGGCAGCUCGGGCGAAAGGAGAUUGUCAGGAUUCUUACUGACAUGAUUUGGAACAACUAUUUCAAGGUGUUUAUUCUCUAUUUUACAAGACUUGUAACACUCGCAGUGAAGCACACAAGCAGGCUGCUUUUUGGCAAGGGAGGCAGUAAAUUGAUUUCACUCUGUAUGCCAGAGGCGCAUUUCAAUUUUGGGUAUGAAUGCAUUCCAGCUCAAUCAUAUCUAGACAUGAUCUGUCUGCGGCUCUGGAAGUAGAAGCUCCUGCUUCGCAUAAAUAUUGAACUCUCUCUGUCUAAACGCGCAAAUAUGCCAGGCUCGCUUUUAUGUUGAACACCGAUGUGACAAGCCUCCACUUGCAAAGACAUGAGGGAGGGAGAAAGCAACUGGUAUACGUUUUAACUGCUGGUUUAUUUUCAAGAAAACCAAAAACUCAUCACUGGCCAUCCGGUUGCAGCUUCAACACUAUCAGUGCUACCAUUUUUGCGUUGGUUGGUGUUAAUAAAAACGAUAGAAAGUGACAAGCAUUUGGUUUGUAGAAGGAGUUCAGGUGGGAAUAUUCCAGCAGGUUUGUGGUUUUCCUGCGUAGCCAGACUCUCCUUGUGGAAGAUAAAAUGAAGAAUAAGCAGUUUAACCCAUGGGUUCAAAUUGUAUCAUCAAUGGCAGCUCUACUUGUGUGUUUCAGUUUUUCAACGGGUCACACUCCUGUUGAACUGAAUGGUUGUGAAUGUGUGGGAAUGUGCAGCACUGGAGUGUCUCGUUUUUUGUUCAUGUCUUGUACCAAUCAUAGAGGAUUUUUUUGGACUCAAACAAUGAAUGUGUUCUUCAUGUUCAUCGAGACUUUAAGGAGCCAAGACAUGGAAAAAUAUUCCAAAAGUGACGGGGACAAUUUCAAAAUUUGGAAUUUUCUCGAGCUCAAAGACUGCGAUUUUCAAAAUGUGAAUGUGUUUUUCUGGAAAAAAAGGUUGUUUCAUGUCGUCUCGGAGGAUGCGGUUCAGUUCGGUGUCAUCUUAAUGAAUGAUUGUCAAUUCUGCCGUGCCUGUGUGUUCUUCGUCUGUUUGUAUUUGCACUCUGAAUUUUUGGGAAAGAUCACUUGCAUAUGUGAUGUUUUCCGUCCGCCUGUACACAACACUUCACACGACGACCCCCGGGUGAUGAAACACUGAUCACGAAGUCUGUAUAGUAGCUGUUUUUUUAGCACAAAUGUACACACUCAUGCUACACGGAUUCACACACCAAACGACAUGCAUGCAGACACUCCCUGAACACACAGAUUCAUACAAAAACACACACACACACAGACACACACACAUACAUGCACAAGCACAUCCUGAACGUACUCACACACACACACACUCUACUGUCCGUUAUUCUUAUGUGUGUUUUCACAGUUUUUCCAUGACCACCUCGUGAGAGUCAGAGAUCCAGACUGCAGCUCUUGGGGGGAUGGGGGGGACGACGACAUGCAUUACUAUGUGUGACACCACCUCUGUUUCCACCGGGUCUGAAUUUCAAAUCAAACGAACCCCCUUUUUUCUACCAGCACUCCCCCAUUGCUCUCCCCCCUCCUUCCAUUUUCUCAGAUAUGAUCCCUUUCAACUCCUGUCCUCUGUCCGACU